Molecule: messenger RNA, 528 nt
Organism: Carica papaya (papaya)
Lineage: Eukaryota; Viridiplantae; Streptophyta; Magnoliopsida; Brassicales; Caricaceae
Source: RefSeq, a predicted model, not a curated record
UAUUGUUGAUUCUUUUAUAGGAGCUACGAGUGGUGCAAUGGACGCUGGGAACCUCUUGAAACCAAUGCUUGGGCGAGGUGAGCUCCGCUGUAUUGGGGCAACUACGUUAAAUGAAUAUAGGAAAUACAUUGAGAAGGAUCCUGCACUUGAGCGUCGAUUCCAACAAGUGUUUUGUGGUCAGCCAUCUGUUGAAGACACUAUAUCUAUUCUUCGUGGACUGCGUGAGCGCUAUGAGUUACAUCAUGGUGUUAAAAUUUCAGACAGUGCUCUUGUGUCAGCAGCAGUUCUUGCAGACCGGUACAUCACAGAACGCUUUUUGCCUGAUAAAGCCAUUGAUCUUGUUGAUGAAGCUGCUGCAAAGCUGAAAAUGGAGAUCACUUCUAAACCAACUGAAUUGGAUGAAAUAGACAGAGCUGUCAUGAAGUUGGAGAUGGAGAAGCUCUCUCUUAAAAUGACACCGAUAAAGCAUCAAAAGAAAGGUUAAACAGCUAGAAAUGAUCUGAGCUUGCUUAAAGAGAAGCAGCGAAA